Pogona vitticeps (central bearded dragon) is the source of this 3120-nucleotide messenger RNA. RefSeq lists its product as uncharacterized. Gene Ontology annotation, molecular function: zinc ion binding. The record is from RefSeq and is a predicted model, not a curated record. NCBI's taxonomy places the organism in Eukaryota, Metazoa, Chordata, Lepidosauria, Squamata, Agamidae.
GCUAACUUAAAUGUUGCAUUCUGAGGCAAAUUUUGAGUGCAAAUCCUGGGCACAGGAGUACACCCUGAACAUAAUCGAUGAGUCUUUUCUUUUUUAAAAAAAAAAUUCUGGUGGGAAGGGAUCAAGCCUUUAAACUCUUCUUUUGAGAAACCGGGAGUGGGUGGAGCAGGCAGUUGUUAUACAACCCUGUGGCAUUCAGUUUGCUUUCGAAAGUUGCCUCACUUCCACGCAUAACGACUGCUUGUCCAGCUGUGUUCGUAGUCUGGUACAGCCAGCCCAGCAACUGAAAGAUGAGGAUUCCUGUUCAUGCCUACGAUUAGACUCAAGGUUGCUGCACGGCAGAGCCAUGAAGAAAGAAGUCUUGGCCAAGCCACCGAGCAACUGUUGACAUCUGCAUCCAAGUUCCUUCCGUGAUCCUGCCUUCCGUGACUUCCCUUGUUCUCACCUCAAGAGGCAGAGACCCACCAACAGAAUAGUAACUUAGUUCCGGCACACUCACAAUGGCCUCCAUCCGAGAGGUAUCCCGCAUUGCGGAAGAUCUCCUGUGCCCCGUCUGCCUCUCCAUCUUCCAGGACCCCCGCAUGCUAGGCUGCGGCCACAACUUCUGCCUGUCUUGUUUGGAGAGCUGCAUCUCCUCCAAGGGUCGGCAUGAGGGAUCGUGCCCAGAGUGCCGAAAACCCUUCAGUCUUCAAGAAGCUGCUCACAACAGAGUCUUGGCCAACCUGUCUGAGAAGGCUCGGCUGCUCAAACUAGAGGGGCCUGGUGGGACGGGGAGCUGGUACUUCUGUGAGGAACACGAGGAGCCACUCAAACUCUUCUGCAGCCAGGAUGAGGCCCCUAUCUGUGUGAUCUGUCGGGAUCUGCCUCAGCAUCAGAGUCAUAGUUUUUUGCCUAUCAAGAAUGCUGUGAAAGUUUACCAGGAGAAACUGAAGGCAUCUCUGGAGCCCCUGGAGGAUGGGGUAAAGCGAGCCACAAGUAACCAGUCUCGCCAAUUGGAGACAAUAGAAGAACUGGAGAGUCUUCACCAAAAUCUGUGUGGCUCGAUCUUCAUCGCAUUUGAAGAACUCCGUGAAAUCCUGAACGAGAAAGAGCAAGCCAUGAUGGAAACGGUGAAACAGAUGAAGGAGGACAACCAGGCAGACAUGGAAAGCAGGCUGGAACAUUUGAAAGCCCGCGAGUCCUCUCACACGGAGACCCUUGGUCGCAUCCAAGCCACGCUGGAAGAAACCAAUGAAUUCGCUUUCCUGAAGGACAUCAAGGAACUGAUGAGACAAGUCCAGGAUUGUCUAAGAGAAGAGAGUGAAGAAACAGGAAGUGAAGAUAUACAGGGGCCCAAGGAAGGUGAAGAGGAUGAAGAUAAAGAAGCUGAGGGAAAUGAGGCUGAAUGUAAGGGGGAUGAAGACAUCCCUGGUGAAGGGGAAGUAUAUGGUGAAGAAACCCAUGAUACCACAGAGGAUGAGGAUGGCACUAUCAUACCUGUGGACCCAGCCCUCAGAGAGCUGGAAGUGUCACUUGAUUUUGAGGCCUGGAAGGAAAUGUUGGGAAGCAUCAGUAUCGAGACCUGUGUCCUAGACUUUCCUUACUACUCUCCACCUCAAGGGGAGAACAUGUUCCUGUCUGAAGGCAUUUCUGAUGGAGCUAAAGAAGAGACAGCAGUUAGGGAGGAAUCCGGCAGUACCACAGAAAUUGGCACCUCACUUCCCGGUGAAGGUUCCCUUGAUAAACAAAUGCCUUUGUCCAGCAGCAUCUGUGCUGGAUCUCCAACUGUGGAGAGCACCCCUUUUAAGCCACCGCUCUGCUUUCCACCUUUCCCUGUUCCUGUCUUCGAGCAGUGGCCCAUUUUCUCUAACCUUUCAGUCCGAGGAGGAAUGACCGGGUACCAAUGGACACCCCAUUCCAGACGGGGCCAUGGCGUCAUGUCACAAGGCAGGGGGUCCCCACAGAGGCAGCCGCCUUGUUCUUCUGUGGGACAAGGCAGAGGAUAUUAUCCAAACGCACAAAGAUUCCAGGUCAGUGCAGGCAAUUAUGGGCAUCAAGGGAACUGGAGAUCCCCCAGGAAUGAGACGACCCAGCUCAGAGGAGGUUAUGCCAGGAGGCGAGGGGGUGGUUCCAAUCAGCAGAGACCUCAGUCCACCGGAGGGGAUACAUCUGGACAAAGCGGAGGAGACUUCAUAAAGCAAAAUCAGCCCAAAUCCAGAGGGGUUCAUGUUUCAGGGCAAGAAGGGGGACGAGUUAAUAACCAGGACCCUCAGUCUGGCAGAAGUACCAGCUCAGGUGACAGCAAAGGGGAAUCCACAAGUAAACAACCCUUCACACCCAGGGGAGGUUACACCGCAAGACGAGGAGGUUCAGGACGAAUCCAAGGAUCUGCAAAGACACCACCGGCCCCGCAGAAAGAGGGAGAAACCAUUUCAGGAACCAAAGGGUCUCCAAACACAGCUCAGUCGUCCCGCCGGAAAGGCCGUGGCCGUGGCUCUGGAUCGACUAAGAAUAAGUAAACCCCUUCCUUUCCAUUUUUCACUCAGCGUGACUGCCGAGAGAUGAGAUGUUUCCAGGUGUGGGAGAAAGUCUCACAGAAUCUGGCCUUUAGUUUCAUUGGAUGUGCAUGAAUUGUGUGGCUUGUUGUAAUGACUCAUCCUCAGUUCUUAAGAGUUGCAGUGUUUUGUUUAUUUUUCAGUUUAGAUGAUUAAUCUGUUAAGAGUAAUCCGAGGUGGGAAAUAGGCAGCCCUCUUGAGUGUGGCUGUAACUCCCAGCAGCCCCAGCUAGCACAGCCUAUGCCAGCAGGAUGGGAGUUGCGACCCAACAACACCUGGAUGGCCCCAUGUUCCCCAUCCUUGAAUUAAUUUGUUCAAAUGAAUAGACGAAACCCCUUCCAAUGCCUUUGAAUUAUUAGUGAGCUUUUUAGAAAAGGUAACUAUUUCUAUUGAUGAGAAAUUCAGUGUUGGGUGCCUUGCGAGAAUUUGCUUUUGUUUGCUUUUCUCUAUCAUAGCUAGAAAGGCUUUGUCUAAACAUGUUAUCUCUUGUGAAGUGUGUAUCACUAAAAAAAAAAAGAAAACCAAUUAUCUUCCCAUUAUAUUUAACUAGAAAGACUAAAGAUUGAAGCACUACUAUGAAACAAUA